AUGCCCCCCGGCCUUUCGAGGAGCGACUCGCUGCAGGACAUUGACUUUACACUGCGGCGACAAUUUAACAAGACUUCUUUUAGACCACACCAACGCGAGAUUAUUCUCGCCGCUCUCGAUGGGAAAGAUGUCUUUGUCCAGGCGGCUACGUCGUUCGGCAAGAGUUUAUGCUUCCAGCUGCCCGCCGUCAUCAACACAGGAAUUACCAUCGUCAUCUCCCCACUUCUUAGUCUUAUGAUGAACCAAGUCGAAGCCCUCCGCGCAGCCAACGUCGACGCCCGCACCCUCAACAGCAACAUCCCCCUCUCGGAGCGCGACCUCAUCUACCAAGACCUCGCCACGGGCCACCCGCGCACACGGCUGCUCUACGUAACACCCGAGCUCUGCUCCCUGGACCGCUUCCGCGACCGCCUCAAGCUCGUCCACAAACAAAAACAGCUCGCCCGCAUCGCCGUCGAUGAAGCCCAUUGCAUCUCGGAAUGGGGCCACGAUUUCCGCCGCGACUUCCAGCGGCUCUCCUGGUUCCGCGAAACCUUUCCCGAUGUCCCCAUCAUGUGCCUGACCGCUACCGCCAACGCCCAAGUCCGCCAGGACAUCCUAUCCACUCUGCGACUACGCCCGAUGGACCCUACCCAGACUGCGCCCGAUCGACUUCGCACCUUCACCAUGACAGCCCACCGCCCCAACCUCCACCUCGAAGUCCGUUUCACCAGCGACAGCGCCGACGACCGCUUCGACGACUUCGUGACCUGGCUCAAAGGCGUCUACACGCGCCGCGACGCCCCGGACCGCCGCGCCGAACUGGACGCCACCACCGCCGAACGCACCACCAACGUGCCCGGCAUCAUCUACACCACCUCGCGCGACGAAUGCGAGUCCCUAUCCGCGGCCCUGCGGUGCGAGGAUAUCGGUGCUCGCCCUUUCCAUGCGAAGCUAGCCAAGGAGGUGAAGGAGAUGACGCUAGCGCGGUGGAUAGCGAAUGAGCCCGGGUAUGAUAUUAUUGUGGCGACUACGGCGUUUGGGAUGGGGAUUGAUAAGGAGAAUGUGCGGUUUGUGGUGCAUUGGCGGUUGCCGAAGAGUUUUGAGGGGUAUUACCAGGAGGCGGGGAGGGCGGGGCGAGAUGGGAAGGCGAGUUAUUGUUUUUUGUACUAUGCGAGGGAGGACAGGGAUCGGGUGUGUAAUAUGGUGAUGCGGGAAUCUGGCAGUGGUGGCCGAGACCGUGACAGUGGCAGUAUUGCUCGGGGGGUUGCCGAGUUUGGGAGGCAGGCGAAUAGCGGGAAUAAAAAGGCGCGGGUGGAGAGUUUGAACCGGUUGGUGGCGUAUUGUGAGGAUACGAGUGGGUGUCGGCAUGCGGCGAUUUGUAGGUAUUUUGGGGAGGAGGAGGUGCCGGAGUGUGAUUAUGCGUGUGAUUGGCAUAAGGAUGCGGCGGGGUUGAAGAGGAGGAUGGUGAGGGGGUUGGCGAGCGAGGAGUGGGUGAGUACGCAGCGGGAGGAGGGGAGGUAUGAUGAUUAUUAUUAUAGUGAUUAG
This is a messenger RNA of Dichotomopilus funicola, 1527 nucleotides long. RefSeq names its product P-loop containing nucleoside triphosphate hydrolase protein. Gene Ontology annotation, biological process: double-strand break repair via homologous recombination. Gene Ontology annotation, cellular component: chromosome; cytoplasm. Gene Ontology annotation, molecular function: 3'-5' DNA helicase activity; nucleic acid binding; four-way junction helicase activity. The record is from RefSeq and is a predicted model, not a curated record. The transcript is spliced from 4 exons. The coding region runs from base 1 to 1527 and encodes 508 amino acids. Lineage: Eukaryota; Fungi; Ascomycota; Sordariomycetes; Sordariales; Chaetomiaceae.